Labrus bergylta (ballan wrasse) is the source of this 1881-nucleotide messenger RNA. RefSeq names its product CDP-L-ribitol pyrophosphorylase A (gene crppa). Gene Ontology annotation, biological process: isoprenoid biosynthetic process; protein O-linked glycosylation via mannose. Gene Ontology annotation, molecular function: D-ribitol-5-phosphate cytidylyltransferase activity. Gene Ontology annotation, cellular component: cytosol. The record is from RefSeq and is a predicted model, not a curated record. NCBI's taxonomy places the organism in Eukaryota, Metazoa, Chordata, Actinopteri, Labriformes, Labridae.
AAAGAGCUUACCGGAUGUACAUGUUUUACAAGUUAAUACUUGACAGCGUUGAUACAAAAUUCUCCAUCCACGUUUGGACAUGUUUAGGGAAUAACCUUCCGUGACACCACACUCUUCCGUCCACGAAUUUAUGGAGUUCAACCAAAAUAUUUGAGGUAACAUGCAGAGCGAUAACUGUGGCCCGGACAGGCCCGCUCAUCCGGGGAUUUUCCCAACUGGAGAAGCCGGGAAGAGCGACCACGAGCCGGCGGAACGCAGCGUGGACUUCCCGGUGUCCGUGGUUCUUCCUGCGGGUGGAACAGGAGAGAGAACCGGGCUGCAGACACCGAAACAGUUUUGCUCGUUUCUGGGGCGACCGCUCAUUAGCUACACUGUCCAGACUUUCGAGAGGUUGUCAUGGAUCCAGAGCAUUGUAGUCGUUGUAGCCAAAGAACACAUGGACCUGAUGACGGACAUCAUCCAGCGCUUUCAACACAGGAAGGUUCGAGUGGUGCCAGGCGGCUCCACUCGUCACAGGUCCAUAUGGAACGGAGUCCUGGCCCUGGGGGGCGAGGCGGAGGGGGAGGCGGCAGCAGGAGACCGACCAAAGGUGGUCAUCAUCCACGAUGCGGUGAGGCCUUUUGUGGAGGAGGACUUCCUUUACAAGAUCACCAUGGCUGCCAAAGAACAAGGGGCAGCAGGAGCUAUCCGCCCCCUUGUGUCCACAGUCAUAGCCACCACGGCUGAGGGUUACCUGGAUCAUUCUCUGGAGCGAGCCAAGUACAGAGCCAGCGAGAUGCCUCAGGGGUUCACGUAUGAUGUCAUCUAUCAAGCCUAUCAGAGGUGCACUGAGUCAGACUUUGAGUUUGGCACCGAGUGUCUCCAUCUGGCUCUGCAGUACUGUGGCACCAACGCCAAGCUCAUCCAGGGGCCGCCAACGCUGUGGAAGGUGACUUACAAACGAGAUCUGGCGGCGGCUGAGUCCAUUAUCAAAGACGCUCUUUCACAGUCGGCCUGUAUCAUCACAGGUGGAUCUGCACAUGCUGCGACGCUGGCUGGCGCUCUGCAGAAGGCUGCGGGAGCUCUCGACACGGAGCUGGAGGUCAUCCCAGAUCUGAUGGGGGAAAACGCCAGCUAUCUGUUAAAGGAGUGGAACUUUAUCCGGGUUUCUGUCAAUUGUUCUUGCCUGUCUGAAGUAGAGGCCUUACUGGGAGAUUUGGAGGCAGCGGAUCGGGCUCUUCUCCACCCGGUGGUCGUCAUUUGGGUGCAUUUGAGCUGUUCAGGUGAGUCGUCUAUCAGCGGGGGAAAAGUGGAGCCUGAUGGCCUCAUGGAGCUCGCCUCAGCAGCCAAGCUCCAUAAUAUUCUCCUCUACGGCAUCCAGCUCCAGCAGUCAAAGGAAAUAGAGCGCUGGGAGAGGUCAGUGUUGAAGGUCAUGGAGAUCACGUCGGCCCUGAUCCGGGAGAGGAGCCCGGCUCUGGUUGGACAGCUUCUGCAGGCAUGAAGGGAAGCAGCAGAACCUGAAAUAAAUCCCCACAACAAGACUCGUGAACACUGCAGGGAUGAGACUGUUGUUUCUUUUCUGUUCUGAGUUCAUUGUUGCAAAGUUAACUCCAAGAGUUGACUCUCAGUCCAGAGUAAGCUCCAAAGAUUUAGUCCUACAUUUCCCAUAAUGCAACUCAGUCUUGCCUUUUGUGAUGCUGACUGGAUGGUAAGCAUCCAAAUCAUUCACACAAUCAACGACCUUUUGACACUGCUAUUAAAACAAAGGCUUUCUCACUAGGAACCUGGUUGUGGAAUUAACAAACUAAAGGAAGAAUGUGAAACUUUUUGAUCCAGUAGGUGUCUCUCUUGAGCACCAGCAUGAAACCAAAACAAACUGCUCUUUUGAGACACCUCCUCCAU